Molecule: messenger RNA, 372 nt
Organism: Hevea brasiliensis (rubber tree)
Lineage: Eukaryota; Viridiplantae; Streptophyta; Magnoliopsida; Malpighiales; Euphorbiaceae
Exons: 2
Coding region: 1-372 (123 amino acids)
Source: RefSeq, a predicted model, not a curated record
AUGCCUCACAUUGAUAGCAAUGAGAUUGAGAAUAUGCAAAGCCAAGUUAGAAAUGAGACUAAGAAUGUGCAUACCCAAGAUAGGAAUGAGAAUGAGAAAGUGCAAAGUGAAGUUAGGAAUGAGAAGAGUUCAGAAGAUGAGAGUUUAGUAGAAGGGAUUGAAACUGAUGAUGAAGAUUAUAUAAUUGCUAUGCAAAACAAGAAGGCCCUCAAGGCUUCUCAUGGGGGUAAGGUGCAAGUUGAUGGGAAUUUGGCUGCUAGUGCACAUGUUAGUGAUUAUGAAGAUAGUGAAGAUGAUGGGUUUGAUACCACAUAUAGUAGUGAUGAGAACGAUUUAGGAGAAACUGUUAAGAGGAAAAGGAAAAAAAUUUGA